Salarias fasciatus (jewelled blenny) is the source of this 1035-nucleotide messenger RNA. RefSeq names its product chromosome 7 C15orf40 homolog (gene c7h15orf40). The transcript has 4 exons. Bases 39 to 620 code for a protein of 193 amino acids. Gene Ontology annotation, cellular component: cytoplasm. NCBI's taxonomy places the organism in Eukaryota, Metazoa, Chordata, Actinopteri, Blenniiformes, Blenniidae. The record is from RefSeq and is a predicted model, not a curated record.
UUGUUUACGUUUUAAUCUUGUAGCUAACAUGCUAACCGAUGUUCUCCCGCCGCGGUGUGCUCCUACCGGGACGUUUUCUCGGCUGUCUGGCCUCUUUUAGCCCCCCUGGAGCCGCGGAGCCGAGCCGGUGCUCACCGGCCUUCGUCCCGCUGCUCCGCCGCUCCGGACGGUCCGAACCCCCGCCCGCUGCGGCCGGAGAGUCCCGGAAGGUUCCGAAGAAUCCCGAAGAGUCCCGGAGCUUCGGAAACAGAAAGAUGCCCAAAAAGGUCAAAGGUCAGCAGGCUGCAGUAGCAGCGGGACCAGCAGAAGCAGCGGCUUCAGGCCCGGUGACUCGAGACCGGAGCGGCGCCGUGAGCAUCACCGUGCACGCCAAGCCCGGCUCCAAACACAGUGCCAUUACAGGCGUUUCAGCCGAAGCGGUGGGUGUUUCCAUCGCAGCGCCCCCCACAGACGGAGAAGCCAACACCGAGCUGGUCCGUUACCUGGCCGAAGUCCUGCAGCUGAAGAGGAGUCACGUUUCUCUGGACAAGGGCUGCAGAUCCAGAGACAAGCUGGUCCGAGUGGACUCGUCCCUCAGUCCCGAGGAGGUUCUGAGGAGACUGCGAGAGGCUGCCGGCUGACAGGAGGGGCUCCAGCACCGCUGACCAACAGGAAGGAAACAAAGACUCAUCACAACUGCUCUAGGUUCCAGGUCCUGGGAUGUGGUCCUGGAGCACUACAGGUCUGGGAUUCCAGGACCUGGAACAGUGUUUAUAUGACAGACAUCCUGAUUCUAAAAGACGUACUGCAGUAAGAUCUCAGUGACAGUCUGAGGGUUCAUCAGAUCUGAGACUAAUGGACGGAGUUCCACAGGGCGUGACUCUGGGCCCUGCGUUUUGGUUUUCUUUUUUCUGUUAAGAUUCCCUUAUUUGCACAUUAUCAGAGUCUCAGAUCAAGCUGGACGUCUGAUAAUCUUCGCUGGAUUAUUAUGUGUUGAGAAUAAUCUGUGAGGAGCAACACUGACGAGUUUUCCCCAGAGAUGAAUAAAGUAUUUCC